Cololabis saira (Pacific saury) is the source of this 3470-nucleotide messenger RNA. It is a transcript of the gene nlrc3l, whose product is annotated as NLR family, CARD domain containing 3-like. The record is from RefSeq and is a predicted model, not a curated record. The transcript is spliced from 12 exons. Bases 351 to 2666 code for a protein of 771 amino acids. NCBI's taxonomy places the organism in Eukaryota, Metazoa, Chordata, Actinopteri, Beloniformes, Belonidae.
UCCGUUUGAAACUAGGAAGUGAAAUAUGACACACUGUCAUUCUCCGAAAUACUAAAAAGGCUGCUAUGUGGUGGUUUAUAUCAUUUUUAUAUCUCAUCUAUAUUUAAUUUGUAUUACGUAUUUGCGAUAACGUAAGACGUAUUUAUUAAUGAGCUCAUUUUACCGAGGUUUUGUGUCCAUGUAAGCAGUAUCAGUAUUUACAAUAUCAGUUGUGUCACGUAAAUAGAUAAGUUUCUGUUUGUUAUUUUAUAUAGCGUUUGAGUUAUUUGGAAAAACAACAUCAUCUGGCUGGCUGGCGAUGACUAAAAUCCCCUUUGCAACUGAGUUGUAAAAGCGUUUCGGAGAGAAGUAUGGACCCGGACACUGAAGUGAACAACAUUGUAACCAGAAGCGGUGGUGGAGAGGAUGAGAAGUGGGAGAGGCCUCCUUCCAGUUAUGGUUCAAUGAAGAGUGACACUGAUGAGGACGAGGAGAAAGCAGAGGAGGAAGGUGAAGAGGCACAUGCAGUGCUGCCUGAAUCACCUCCCGAAGCACAGACCCGGAUUCAGAUGAUUCGCUCAGCGUCUCCUGAGACCUUGUACACAGUGACCACGCAGCAGACCAAACCAGCAGAAGCUAUGGUCAUCGACACCAGCUCCUUAGACCUGGGUGACGCUCCAGAGGUUGACGAUGAUGAUGAGGAAGAGGAGUUUUAUAUAACUAACUCUCCAGAACCACCUGAGCCCAUUGAAAUGGAAGAUUUAACGCAGUCUGAAGACAGUCAGCCAGGCAGACGGCACCCGGAGCAGGACCUGCCCCACUUAUUCAAAAGUAUCCAGAGUGUUCUGACAGAACUCUCCGAUGAGGAGCUCAAGAAUUUUAGGAUGACGUUUUACCAUGGGGAACGUAAAAUGACUCUUCCAGUGGUGAUGGAAGGAGACCUUCUUGAUUUUGUGGACAGGAUCAUUGAGGUCCUUGGCCAGGAGCGUUCACUAAUCCACACAAUGGAAACUCUAAAAAAGAUGGACAAGAAGGAACAUGCACAAAAACUGAAGGAUCAGUGUCAGCGAGCGCUGAUUGGUUUUUAUAUGAAACGGCAUAUAAUUAGAAAAUUCCAAGUCAUCCACGAGGGGAUCGUUGAAGCUGGAAAGCAGACUUUUCUAAACGGCAUCUAUGUGGAGCCCCAGAUCAGCACUCGAGGUUACGGAGGACUUGACCCCUCCCAUGAGCUCCGACCUCACCCGCCGACCCCUGUCCAAGUCCCUACUCCCGACACGUUUAUGGCUCUGAAUGAUCUUUUCCGGCAAAAGAGAGAUGACGGCUCACCAGUGAGGAUGGUUGUCACCACUGGGAUUCCAGGAGUUGGCAUGUCGUUCUCUGUGGCAAAAUUCACGCUGGACUGGGCAGAAGAGUGUGCCAACAGGGAUAUACAGUUAAUCAUCAAAAUUUCAUUCAAGUCCUUGUGGCAUCUGCGAAGCAAAGACAAUCCCACAGAGAAAAAGUCCUUUUUCGAUGUGAUUGAAUAUUACUAUCCAGAUUUAGUUGACAAAUUAAAAAUCUUGGAGGAACCAGACUUUAAAAUUCUCAUCGUAAUGGACAGUUUUGAUUGCUACCAGACUUCGCUGGACUGGGAGAAUGCUCCAGAACUAAGUGACUGCAGCAAGCCUGAACAUCCUGAUGUCCUAAUUGUAAAUAUAAUCCGGGGCACUCUGCUUCGCGGUGCCCGCGUCUGGGUCCUGGGGAGACCAGCGGCCGUCUCGCAAAUCCCAUCUAAAUUUGUAGAUGUUGUCACAGAAAUACAGGGCUUCAGCAAUGAAAUGAGGGAUGAGUACCUGAGCAAACGCUUUUCCAGUGCAGAAUUGGCAGCAGACAUUGUGAGACAUUAUAAGCGUGUACCGAUGCUUCACAUUCUUUCUCGCCAUCCCUUCAUUUGCUGGAUCGUGGCAAAGCUCUUCUCGCGCGCUUACCGUUACCUUGGCUAUGGGACGAACCCUCCCAGACUGACGCCUUUUCUCAUCAACACGCUGAUUGUUGUGAUCAAUCGCAGGAAACAGUUCUACUACGAUGCAGCAGAAUAUGAUUUGAAAUGGUCCAAAGAAGACAGGCAGCUGGUGACAAACAUGGGGAAGAUGGCCUUCAAGAUGCUGGAGAGGAACACCAGCGUGUUCUUCGAAGAGGAUAUAAAGGAGGUCGGUCUGCAACUCACGGAGGUGGCAGUGUUUUCAGGUCUUUGCACUGAGCUCAGCAAUGAAUCCUCAGGCCCCAGAAGGAGAUUCUCCUUCAUGCACUUCACCUUUCAGGAGUUCAUGGCUGCACUCUUCGUGUUUAUAAUGUUUCACAUAGAGUCCAAGAACGUUCUGGACUCUGGAUCGUUCGGGUUACGCAAGGUCUUAAAAUCCAAAAUUAUGGGCAAAUCCGCUGCGGGACUUGUCGAGUGUGCGCUUGCACGAACACUUAGCUCCCAGGUGUGCCAGUACGACAUGUUCCUGCGGUAUCUGUGCGGCUUGCUUUCUCCAGCCUGCCAUAGCGACCUGUUCAAAGGUUACCUUUACCCACACAACUAUCCAAAGGUGGAGGGGCUGGCUGAUGUGCAGCGGGUGCUGGAGCAAGCCAUCCAGAAUGCACCGGGAGACAAGGUGGAAAACUUGAAAGAGUGCCUUCGAGAGAUGAUCCAGACAGACACCUGAUUGGUUAGAUGACAUCCCAAGGGAUGUAAUGGAUGAGAGGGAUACUCUCAGCUCUACUUUAGUUGCCUUCAAAGUUUCUCUCCUAGCGUGGAAAUUAUUUACGAUAAGAAUGUGAUGCUCCAAACUGAUGACACAGAUUAAUGUUAAGUUACUUAGACAAAGGUAAUCCUCGUUUUGAUUAGGACAUCAGAGACUGUCCGUAACGCUCCAGCUGCACCAGAGUAAAUAUGAUGUUCAUCGCUUUGAAUCUUACUUGAUUUCAUUUUUCAUUUCAACCUGUGGCCUUUGUGAAACCAUUUGUAGUACACUGAAAAUACUAAAACUAAAAGUACUACACGCCUGUUCAUUAUCAUUGUAAUAUUAUGUGAUUUCAAAAUUGCAUCAUCUUACAAUGAACCUAUAAAUCGAAAUGUAAGAUAUUUGAUUGUGUGUGUGUGUGUGUAAUAAGGGAAAAAAAACAUUACAAGUACAAACUCCAAAGUACAUCCUUAAUGCAGGAACAGGUGGUGCUCUUGGACUUGUAGAAGAGUAAUGAACUGAGAAGAGAGCUGUUGAAAAUAACCAUUUGUUGGCGUGUGGCUUUGAUUUUUAAUUUUGUUGUACACGUUCAGCAGGAAUGAAUACAGAGUUUUGGUAAAACAUUUUGUAAGAACAUGUUUACUUUAGGACUUAAUGAAUUGCUUUAUUUGUUAUACCGGAUGAUAGGGAUUUUGUUUUUACGGUCUGAUAAAACUGCAGUUUUAUGUUGCUGUCUGAGAUGAAACUGACUUAAGGUUGAAUAAAGGGUUUAUUUUCUGAAAUGUC